Messenger RNA from Rosa chinensis, 747 nucleotides. RefSeq lists its product as uncharacterized. The record is from RefSeq and is a predicted model, not a curated record. Lineage: Eukaryota; Viridiplantae; Streptophyta; Magnoliopsida; Rosales; Rosaceae. Bases 1 to 747 code for a protein of 248 amino acids. The transcript has 2 exons.
AUGAGGCACUUCGACAUCACAGACAACAAGUGGAAGUUUGGGGAUGUUGUUAUGGAAAUAUCGAAGGAGGAUGUCACGGCUUUAUUUCACCUUCCGGCUGAAAGAGAAGUGUUCAAUGUGAACAGGAGGGUGGUAAGGGAAGAGAUGGAAGACUCCCCAAUAUUUGGUAGCCCUUUAAAGAAGCAGGCUGUCCUCAGAACAAAGGUGGAAUCGAAGCUGGUAACUGAGUUGACAAAGCCGGCAAAAGAGAAAGAUGCCAGGAAGAUAGCCGUGCUAAUGAUCACAUAUCUAUUCAGCACAUUCUUCUUCACCCGAACCGGUGCUCAGAUCACAUGGGAUAUGGUCGCCGUAUGUGAACGGAUUGAGAACAUAAACAUGUAUAACUGGCCAAGAUUAAUUCUGAACUUCUUGAUGGAAGGGCUACAAAAGUAUAGGAGGAACAGUCCAUCUGUUUUGAAUGGAUGCCUUCUUCUCAUCUAUUACUGGUUCCUUGAGAAGACCAAGGCAAAGACCUGGAUACCUGGAAAGCAGAAUGAAACUCCACGAUUCAUCCGAUGGUCGAUAAAAGAAAUAUUUAGCCUGGAGCAGAUGUACAUGAACGAGAACUUAGCCGUGGAUCUGAUAAAAGCUGGACCAUGGUUUGCGAAAAUUAGACUGGAAGACCUCGAGCUGGGUGAUGAGGUGCAAGACACACCAAGCUUUGACAACUGGGUGAGUGGCUCAACUGAGCUUGUCUGCUGCCAGUAA